AACUUCUGAUGUGCCCCUUUUGUUGUGUUCCUUGGGGAAAAGCUUGGACUUGAUGAUCUUUUCAAACCUGAAUGAUUUUAUGGUUCUUUAAGUUGUGGCUGAAGAGCAAAGGUCCAUUUGUCCCUUUCUGUGUUGUCAGAAUUUUCCAUGGAAGUGUUCCCAAAGUGCUGCUUAGGUAGUGUCAGCCAGGUGAGCUCAGAUCACUUUCCCCAGGGAUUUAAGCUCACCUGGAUUACCCUGAGCUCUUCCYAGAGCAGCUCAGGUAUCACCACCCUGGCCACUGCUUACAUUGUUCCAGCUCAUUUUGCUUACCUAGACCUUCCUGCAUCCCAGGAAUUCGGGAGAAUUUCAGUGGAUUGGGUCCUUCCUGGGCAGAGCCUUCCCCAGGCAGCCUCCUGGCAGUGGGAACUUGGCUUUYCCUGCUUUUCCAAACCCAUCCUCAGCUGGAUUCAAGCCCUCUUCCCAUUUGAAGAACCUGCAGGGCUGCUUGUGGAAUAUCCAGGCUGGAUGAAGGCUGUSCUGGAGCAUCCAGUGGAUGUGGUUUUGCUCCAUUUGGCAGGACGUGAGCUCAGGAAUUUGGACAGGCAAGAGGCUUCUCCAGGACUGAGCACAGGCAGUGGAAAACCUUGGAGAAAAACCCAAGUGCUGUUUUCUUUCGAGGAGCAGRAAGGGGAACAACUGUCAGAUCCAUCUUGUCUCCUACCAGGAAAGCCAGAGCUGGAAUUCAUCAGGUUUUCCCUGCAGUGAACAUUAGCUGCUGUUUUGUUGGAACCCAGAGACAGCCCAGGCUUGAAAACUGAUCUUUGCUUUUGCUGUGAGACUUGUUUGGGCCUUUGGCCAAGCACCAGCAUUUUCCCCAGUAACUUCUGGAAGUGAAUGGGAUUUUUUUUGGCCUCCAGUUUCCUGAAAUUGCUCCUAACAGGAGCUGGGCUAGGAGGGACAUCCUCAUUCCCCCUGCAUAACUUCAUUUUCUGUCCUAAAAAUACGAAUAAAUUAAAAAGCUGGGUUUUAUSAGCUCUGUGGCAGACAGGGUAGAAGGCAGACUGUGGUGGGAGGAGCAGCUCAUCCCAUUAAUUAAUGUGUAAUUACUGAGCUGGGAAUGAGCUCUGCCUGCCUGCCUUGGUGCUGUUUGUGCUGCACUUGGUGCCCUGGGUGAAACCAGGCCAUCAGUGUGACAUUGCCCAGGGAAAAAGCUCCUCCAGGCCAAUUGGCAGCAGCUCUGGACAUCCCUCCCUGCUSUCCUGAGCUUCUUACUUUGGUGGAAUAAAACCACUCGUGUAGUUCUUGCUGCCUGAAGUAAUUAAUGAAACAAAGCUGCUGGAACAGCUKCACUGAAACUCAAUUUUUCUUUUAAAUUGAUGCAAACCCAAGCCUAUUAUUCAAGCCAGUCCUGGAGGUUAAAAUGAGUUAUUGUGGCCUUCUGAAUUGGCCRUGGACAUCACUGGAAGGCCUGUGAAAUAUCUUCUUGCCAUCUUCAUGGAAAUAAUGUGCAUCCUGUUCUUCCUGCCCAAAAUGCCAGGCUGUGUUAUGUCUUCCUGUGAAGAUUGCUGGUCCUGUGAGGAAAUUAGAUGGACAGAAGGAAAUGAGCUGGACAAGAGGAAUGGCUGUGUAAGGGCUGGAGGCAGAUCCCAUCUCUAAGCUUUGCUUACAGCAGGAGGUUUAAGAUCACUCUGUAACAGCCCUUUUCUCCUGCUUGCUGAAAAUAUUCCUUUAUUUAGGUGGGGUUGAAGGGACACCUGGCUCUGGGAUGAGAAACAGAGAAGCCUCAAGUCCUGCAGUAGAUUUGGAGUGGGUUUUGGAAGCAGCUUUGGGGCACUGCUGAUGUGUAGCUGCUUCUGUAGCAUUUUUAAGGCCGUGACUGAGCUGCCCACUCCACCACAUUCCCAAGCUGGAGUGAUCUGUGUGCUUUGCCCAUGCUUCCAGUGGCUGUUUUUAGGGAUGCUUAACUCUGGAGCCAAGUUUAUCUUACACCAGGCAGGGAAAUGCUUUCAAAACACUCCAAUUUCCUGCCUUCCUGCCCGUCCUGAUUUUCUGUUGCUUUGCAGUGUGAAGCACCGAGUGCAUUUUUGGUCCCUGAAGGCAGCAGAUGCUUUCCUUUGUUUUUAGCUCUGAUUCURUCGUGUGAUUUGCAUUAAUGGCAUYGUGUUGCAMAAGUUUUCUGGGAGUUCCUGGUGAGUGCUGCACCGGUACCGGCACAUCCUGGGAUUGUGGCAGCCAGACAUUGGACCCUACGGGGGACUGCUGAACGUGGUGGUGGAUGGUUUGUUCAUCAUUGGCUGGAUGUACCUGCCUCCUCACGACCCUCACGUGGAUGAUCCCAUGAGAUUCAAACCCCUCUUCAGGAUUCAUCUSAUGGAGAGGAAAUGUGCCACGGUGGAGUGCAUGUAUGGCCACAAGGGACCUCACAAUGGCCACAUCCAGAUUGUAAAGAAGGACGAGUUCUCCACCAAGUGCAACCAGACRGAUCACCACCGGAUGUCAGGGGGACGGCAGGAGGAAUUCCGGACGUGGCUGAGGGAGGAGUGGGGUCGGACUCUGGAAGACAUUUUCCACGAGCACAUGCAGGAGCUCAUCCUCAUGAARUUCAUCUACACCAGCCAAUAUGACAACUGCCUGACGUACCGGCGCAUCUACCUCCCCCCCAGCAGCCCCGACGACCUCAUCCAGCCAGGCCUCUUCAAAGGCACCUAYGGCAGCCACGGGCUGGAGAUUGUCAUGCUGAGCUUUCAUGGGAGGAAAGCCAAGGGCACCAAAAUCACUGGAGAUCCCAACAUCCCAGCUGGACAGCAGACUGUGGAGAUAGACCUGGCCCAUCCUCUGCAGCUGCCUGACAUCGAGAACCUGCGAGAUUUCAGCGAGCUGUCCCGCAUCGUGCUGGAGGUGCAGGAGCAGGUCCGGCGGGAGGAGCAGCAGCAGCAGCAGGAGGAAGAGCAGCAUUCCCAGCAAGCUGCCUGCCAGCCUGCCAGUCCCCUGGGAGGAGAAGGUGCUGAGGGGGAGGAGACUGCAUCUGGGGCAGAGGGGACCACCCAGGACAAGGCACCAGCUACCCAGCCCUUCGUGCUGCCCAUGGGAGUGAUAUCGAGGAAUGAGGAUUAUCCCCGGACCUGCCGCAUCUGUUUUUAUGGCACGGGGCUCAUCGCUGGGCACGGCUUCACCAGCCCCGAGCGGACGCCGGGCGUGUUCGUCCUGUUCGACGACGAUCGCUUCGGUUUCAUCUGGCUGGAGCUGAAAUCCUUCAGCCUCUACAGCCGCAUCAAAGUCUCCUUCCAGAACGCCCAAGCGCCUUCCCGGGAGGCUUUUGAUGAGAUGCUCAAGAACAUUCAGUCCCUGGCUACUUGAUGAGUGCUUGGUGAAGGACAGGGCUCGGGGUGGCAGAGGCUGCUGCGCUGCCCGGCCGGGGCUGCCCUGGGGAGUGCUCGCUCUCGGUACCUCUGGAUAAAAGCAUGCACUUUGAAUAAAGCCUUUUUACCCCCCAAAAUGCCCACACAUCCCAGUUCAGACAUCUGUGACUGCCCCUUUCCUCUGUGCCACUCCACGCUGCUUCCCAGCAGUCCUUGUUUGCCAGUCUGUGCUUUGUAGAGAUGAAGGGAUCCUGCAGAGGAGGAAACAGCUUCCUUAGUGCAAAAAAAAAACAAUGUAUUGGGACAAAAAGAAUGC
Molecule: messenger RNA, 3657 nt
Organism: Malurus melanocephalus (red-backed fairy wren)
Lineage: Eukaryota; Metazoa; Chordata; Aves; Passeriformes; Maluridae
Gene: FBXO31
Product: F-box protein 31
Exons: 8
Coding region: 2281-3339 (352 amino acids)
Molecular function (GO): protein binding
Source: RefSeq, a predicted model, not a curated record